AUGGACUCUACUAGUCGGGCAAACUCAGAGGUGGGCCAAACACCUACCAACAAAUCCAGAGCCUUCAAGGACCACCCACAACCUCCGGUAAAUGAGCGCCUUGACCAAGCCAGGAACUUCCUCGCGGAUGAAGAUCCAAAUCGAUACCUUGGUUUCCGCGAAAGGUUAGGUGAGGUGGAAGAAUACAUCAAAUAUAUUUUAGAUGAGAAACUUGACCAUGAUGCAAGCCUCCUCCGCGAUGUUAAGGUCAUGGCCCAGGUCCACCGAGACUGGGAUAGAAGAACCCAGAAAGGACCUGAAGAUUCGGUUUGCUGUGAUUCGCCAUCGAUAAUGCCUGGUUCUCUUCGUCUAGUCUCUUCUAAGAAUACACAGAAAUUCCAAGAAGAGAAGGAAGCCAUGGGCAUCGAAACAAAGAUGAGAGAUGAUCAUCCGCCAUUUACAGCUUGGAGAGAAGAUGAUCAAGUUGACUUUUUGAAGGCAAUGCGGGAAGAUGCCCAGAUGGCCCCGGAAGAUAUUGAAGAGAAAACUAACCUACUCUGGGUUGAAAGCCGGGCGUACGCCCGGGCUUUGAAAGAGCCAGGCUUGAUUCCGUACUGGAUGCAUGAUACAAAAGGGCUUCCAAUGAGAGGCCUGAAACAGGGCAAUACAAUGCCGUGGUAUCGUGCUAUAGACGAGAAGCGCAGACCACCAUUGCAGCCAUUACCAGAUUAUCUUAAACGCCGACAGAAUGAAAUAAAUCGUCUCCUCAAAGCAGGGAGGACACGGACAGAGGAAGACCAGAAGAAAUUGGAAGAGCUCUUGCAAGUGCAUGGGUCCAACCAUCUAAAGGCCCUAUAUGCUAAGUACGAGGACACAAAAACAGACAGGGACUAUAAAGCUCAAAAAUAUGGAAGCGUGUUAUUUGGCACCGUCACAGACAAGGAGAUGGAAAAGGCCAACGAAGAGUUCAAGGUUGCGGAGAGGAAUUUCCAACGCGCGUUUCGGACAUGGUGCAGAAGGUUCAAAGGCGGUGUGCAACUCAUGGUCUUGAAGCCUGGGAGAAGAAGAACGGACUAUCCGGGCGUUUUCUAUUUCCCACCAAAAGAAAUAAUCCCACUAGCGAUUUAUGAUGAAGCUCAGAAAGUAGAAGACACCCUCCGUAAAGCUAGGAUUGCUAGUGGUGGCUUCCGUGAUUUGGACGUGGAGGAGAAGAAGCUUCUAAUCAAGUGUCUCGGGAGUGUUGUGGAUGAGCGCGCUUUCUUGAAUUACUGCAAUGGACUCAGACAGCCGGAAUACCAUGGACAUGUGCCUUCACAAGAUCCCAACCAUGUCAACAACCUGGCCGACAUCAAAUUUUCGGUUUCAAUGGAUGCGUUCGCGCUAAACCAUAACACUAUCAAGGUGUUGAGCCCAGGAGAAAUAGAUGAAGGAAACGCAGGUGUUUACUGUUUAGAAUACCACCCGCCAAGUGGGGACAUAUCUUCCAUCGAAGAAACGAGCAGUGGAAACGUUGAAGUACAGGCAGAUACAGUGGUAGUUGAGGAGGUAGGUGCUGUAGUAGAUGAUGCGGUGCUACAAACUAGAGAACCAGCCACAACCACAACCACACAAAGCAAUUCUAUGGAUUUCAGCGGCAAAGCAGAAAGAAGAGGUAUUCAACGAGCAGCGAUAGAGCUUGCACUAAACCUUGUAGCCACCAAUCAAGAACAGCACCGACCAGAGGAUCGCUUUCGGAAGCUAGAGCUCCCGUCAAAAUACAAGCCUCCCCCAAAAGAAGUUCCAAUAUCACUACCACUAGAGCCAUCUAAGCGGCCGGUAGAAAUGGAUAGUUUCAAGUUCACUAAGGAAUUGAUGGAAUUCCGACACCUUAAAGAUUUAUCUUAUGAACUUGCUCGGACUCGCUUAAUAGGUGAACGUCCUGAGAACUUGCAUCCGCCGGCCAACUUGAAUGGCCCCUUCACGGUAGCAAGCACCGAAGAUAAACAGGACAUUAUCAAGGAGAGACAGUCCCGCUUGACAGACCUUUGCUCUCGCUUGGUGGAAGCUGAGAAAUUAGCGCCACGGGCCCUGAUUCAGCGGAUACUUCUCCGGGUGCAACAAGCAAUAAGUCGCGGAUUGAACCAGGCUCACCCGUUGUGGGACAAAGACGAGUUAAUAACAGCGGGCAUUGACCAGCUAUUCGAAAUAGCAGCGCCAUCUUGGGAUGGCGAUCGCAAGUCUUAUGACGAUUUGAACCUGGCUCUCACUCCCCAACAAAAAGCAGAGCUUAGAGAAUUUGAACAGGAUGUGGAUGAAAUUAGGGACAUCUUGCCGCUUUGGAAGCCGAGAGAGCCAGUCACGCAUCCGUCGGAAGAACAAGAAUACUCCGAGGUUGAGCUAUUCCAAAAUCCCCAGCAUGAUCAUCACCAGCAAAGCCAUAAAGGAAUGGGAUUUUAUCCAUUCAAACAUAAGUUGAAUGAAAAUCGAUUCAACAGGAGGAAUAACGAGGUACAUUUGUGGGACGAUGGGAAGAUAACAACAUACCUGGGUAUAAUGCGGCAGGCAAAUCGGAUCCACAUUGACUCAGACCGUGGUAUAUAUCAAAUAUCAAGAAUACCUCUCAGCGGACAUCCGGAAAAUAAAUUUGUAAUUGCGAGAGAGUCCGCAGAGCAGUCUCCUGGCGUUCGACGAAACGAACUCGGCAAUUUGGAGGUGCAAUAUGAUGCUGAUGGGACGAUGGGGCCCCCUAUUGUGCAGGCAAACAAGUUCUACCACCUACAAAAGCUAGCCUUCAGAGUAGGUCGGGACAUUUCGAGAUUAUUGCACCAGCUCGCACGAGAGCAUGGUGAUUCUGACACCUACCUCAUGGAACAAUUGGUGGGGCUGAAUGUUACACUAAAAGGUGUGGGGAAAAUAAGCAUAGAGGACCGUCCGAAUAUGGGGAGUGAUGCGGAGCCCGCGACGUCAGAUGUCGGGGGAAUAUCGCUGCAGCGCCUUGCAGUCGAGUUGCACAAGAUCGCACCACACCUUGCGCAGGGGGCAGGAAUAGACCUGGGCAGAGAUCCAAACGCCGUCACUGAUGGCGAAGCUGCGGCACUGCUUCAGAUGGAGAUUCUGGAGGAGUCUAGUAAUAAUUGGGAGUCACGCUUCCCUGAGAAGGAGCAUGUUUGGGAAUUUGCUGCUCCCAGAGUGGAGACAAUCCAAAGGGUCAUACACGGUCACACUGUUAAUGCCAGGAAGAUGACAACGCAGUUUUUCAACAUGCGAAGAUUCCCAGUCCGUUGUCAAAGUGCAGAGAUCCAAACUGGUAUGAUGACCUCUGGGCCUAGAUUUGAAAGAAUGCCAGAGCCGAGAUUGUCACCACCACCGCAAAAGUCGCGGGGAGGAGAUCGUCCUGUCGAAAUAUAUCGAGGGGCAAAACAGCGACCGCAUUUCCCGUUCGGGGAAACGCCGUAUCAACAAGCCUAUCUUGACUUCACUAUGCGGCGAGACCUUCAAGAUGGCAAGUACUGCCUUUCCAGAUAUGUAAACGUACUAACGACACUACCAGUCCCUGAGUUCCAACCGAGGAUCCAGAGAAGAGGUUUACUCGACAAGAUUUUAGGUCCGGAAAGGGCUAGAUCAAUAACUCUAGCAUAUGCUCUACCCAAGCUCCCUGAAAACUGGAAAUUCGUCGGUGCCAGCCUCCCGGAGCCGAGUCACCUAAUGAUUGAGAUAUCCGAAUCUUUGACUGGCUCUGAGAACGAUAUGCAGGGGAACGUCAGGCACCGUGGUUUAUAUGAAAUGUCCGGAGCGUUAAACGAAUCGGACAAUCCGACGGGUCCGGCAAGCAAUGUGAGGCCGAAGUCGUCACAAAAGAAGAGGCCCGCGAGUGCGCCGGGAGAUGAACAGGGACCGUCCAAGAAGUCCAAGAGAGUAAAAAAGGCUCGGACAAAUUAG
This is a messenger RNA of Venustampulla echinocandica, 3897 nucleotides long. RefSeq lists its product as uncharacterized. Bases 1 to 3897 code for a protein of 1298 amino acids. The transcript is spliced from 3 exons. NCBI's taxonomy places the organism in Eukaryota, Fungi, Ascomycota, Leotiomycetes, Helotiales, Pleuroascaceae. The record is from RefSeq and is a predicted model, not a curated record.